UGAUAAGAUUUUAAUAAGAAAACUAAGUAGCAUGAGAUGUUAAUCGCUUCUCUGCCCGAUUGUGCAAUUAAAAAAAAUCAAUAUGUCAGAACUAAGUGGCUAUUGCUGUGUUCUGAUAAUUGCUCUCGCUCUCGGCGGGCUCGACACUAAAAUAACUGCGCAGGCAAAGCGAGUGCGGGUUGUCGAAUUGACAGACGGAUGGAAGUUAAGGAAUGAAAAUUCGACGAUACAGGUGGCUAUUGCCAACAUACCUUCUGGCGUAUACACGGCUCUUGCUGGCACUUACGGAGAUUUGCUAGAAGGGAGGAAUGAUGUGGAUCUGCGAUGGAUUGCCAGGGAGAACUGGAUCUACACUACGACUUUUGAUGACGAUGAGGUUGGCGCUGACCGGACUGUAAAUCUGACGCUGCACGGCAUUGACACGAUAUCCAAAGUCUGGCUAAAUGACGAGCUACUCGGCCACACAGACAAUAUGUUCGUGCGGUACUCGUACGAUGUGGGUCACCUGUUGCGUACCAAUAAUAACGUACUUACGAUUGAGCUACUGUCCCCGCUGAAGGAGGCGGCACAACUUGCUGAUAUGCUCGAAAAGAAGGGGGAACCAGCGCCUCAAAAUUGCCUAAAAUCUAGCGACAAGUUCGAAUGCGACCAGAACAUGUUGCGCAAAAUGCAAAUGAGCUUUGGGGGCACUUGGAAUCCAGCGGCGCCUUCCUUAGGUAUUUGGAAGCCAGUCACUCUUGAAUACUACGAAGUGGCCAUUCUGCGCGAUGUCGAUGUGGCCAUCCGGCGUACCGAAUCUUAUUGGAUCAUGGACUGCCGCGCUUUUAUUAGCACAGGUUCCCCGGAAUACUUUUACGCAGAGCUUGAGGUAUAUUCCAGCCCACUGCUAGAUAAUGAUAGCCCGUUUGUCGUUCAACAGCAGAAAAUGAGCUACGCUUCACCAAUUAUGGAGUUUAAAGUAAAGAUACCUGUGGAAAACGUCAAACUAUGGUGGCCCAACGGCUACGGCGACCAGGUUCUCUAUCCUGUGAUGUUUAUCCUGAAGACUUAUCGCGAUGCAGAGGGGCCCGGCUUAAUGUCUCGUACUCAAUCGCAAAAGCUGCUCCGAAUUGGUUUCCGUACCAUUGAAUUGGUCGAAGAUGAAGACUCAAAUGGCCAUUCAUUUUACUUUCGUGUGAAUGGCCAGUCCAUUUUUAUGAAAGGCAUCAACUACGUGCCGGCCCACACGUUGCCGGAAUUAUCUGCCGAUACUGAUGCGGUAACUCAUCUGCUGGAAUCCGCGAAAGGUGCUCACAUGAAUAUGAUACGAGUGUGGGGCGGCGGCCUUUACGAAUCAGACUAUUUCUAUGAACUAGCUGAUAGCUUGGGUCUGCUUAUAUGGCAGGACAUGGCCUUUACAUCAGCAACCUAUCCAGUGUACACUGAAUUUGUGGAGCCCAUUCGAAUUGAGACAUCUCAGAAUGCCAGGCGGUUGGCCUAUCAUCCCAGCCUGGCAAUGAUUGUGACAAACAAUGAAGUGGAGUUGUUUCUGGUGAAGAAUCGUUCGGCCUUUGGGGCUGAUGCACAACGCUUGGAGAAAGAGUACAAGCAAUUGUUUAUGGGAACCGUGAAACCUGAGUUGGAUAUCAUCUCAAGGAAUGACUACAGUCCCAGACCUGGUCCUAUGCUGUCUACACCCUCAAAUGGAGUUGAAUUGUCGAGCAAGGAUCUCCCCAUAGAUCCCCAAGAUCCAAGUUGUGGCGAUGUCCAUUUCUGGAGCGACAACAGCAAUGGAUUUGGGCCAGACAUUUACCCACAUGCCCGCUUCAUUAGUGAAUACGGCUAUACUAGCCUCCCCGUGAGGCACUCGUGGGAGCGCACUUUUGGCAAUAGCUUUAAUGGAACCCUAUCCGAUCUUAUUCAACAUCGUCAGCACCAUCCAGAUGGUUUCCAGCCACUGCUGCGCCUCAUCCAAGAUCAGCUGCCAUUUUCGGCCGAAACUUGGGAUAACAACAUCGAUCAGUUAAUCUACUUCAGUCAGGUGGCACAGGCUAUUGCCGUUAAGACGGCGAUGGACUUGUUUCGCAGCUUAAGAGGAGAAAAGCAGACCAUGGGUGCCCUCAUUUGGCAGCUCAAUGAUGUGUGGGUUGCGCCAACCUGGUCGUUCAUCGACUUUUAUGGCAACUAUAAGCUUGUAUACUACUGGGCUAAGGAGUUCCUCAAGCCAACCACCGUCAUUGGCCUCUACGAUCAACCGUCCGAUCUACUUAAUAUAACUAUAUCGCUUGAGGAAUACAAUGAAAAUCCAGAAACAUCGCAGCUAUAUACUGUCUGGGUCUACACAUAUCUAUGGUCAGAUCUGUUUCCAAAAAAGAAGAUAGCACGAGGCAAUUUGAUGAAAUCCAAUGACAUUCUGCCGCUAAGCAUAGCAUUAGAGUCCACACUAUUUGAAGAGCACAACAAAUCAGAAACCUUUUUGAUGAUCGAAUUAGUUGAUGAGUAUGACAUAAUAGUGGCACGCACAUAUUUCUACCCCGUCCCAAUAAAAAACAUUGAGGGCAUCCGAGAUCCACUUUUGAUUAUGGAUUUAUACACAUCCGAAUGUGAUGCGUCCACGUAUACUAAUAGUUUCAGUGUGCGCAUUAAAGUCAGUUAUCCUGCUCUGUUUGUUUAUCUGGAGGUGACAAAUCCGGAUAUCGCUAAGCACACUCACAAAUUUUCCAAGAAUGGCUUCACCCUAACUGAACCGGUGACAGUUGUCCACUUGGAGUUUAUAGGCCUAUCGGAAUGCCUGGAUCUGCAAAAGAAACACAUUGCGAUUACAACCAUGAACCAGUAUUUGAUUUAAAAAUAGAUUUGCAUGUUCACGUAAAUAUUUAACAAAAAAACACAAGAUAUUUUCAUAGAAAAGCAGUAAGACAUACAUACGUAUAAACUAUAUGUCUGUUCUGGUUGAAUGUAUAUUAAAAAGAACAUCUUUAUAUGGACCGA
This is a messenger RNA of Scaptodrosophila lebanonensis, 2970 nucleotides long. Its product is annotated as beta-mannosidase-like. Lineage: Eukaryota; Metazoa; Arthropoda; Insecta; Diptera; Drosophilidae. Gene Ontology annotation, molecular function: beta-mannosidase activity. Gene Ontology annotation, biological process: glycoprotein catabolic process. The coding region runs from base 83 to 2827 and encodes 914 amino acids. The transcript is spliced from 10 exons. The record is from RefSeq and is a predicted model, not a curated record.